AUGCUGCCUGGCAUGGUGCUCUCCAGAAUGUCCUGGAUGCUGCUUUCCUGCCUGAUGCUCCUGUCUCAGGUGCAAGGCGAACACACUCAGAAAGAAGCAGCUUCUCCACGCAUCAGUUGCCCCACGGGCUCCCAGGCCUAUGGAUCCUACUGUUAUGCCUUGUUUAAAAUUCCCAAAUCCUGGUUUGAUGCAGAUCUGGCCUGCCAGAAGCGGCCCUCAGGACACCUCGUGUCUGUGCUCAGUGCAGCCGAGGCGUCUUUUGUGUCUUCCCUAGUGAAGAGGAGUGCAAUCAGCUACCAAUACGUCUGGAUUGGGCUUCAUGACCCCACUCUGGGCCAAGAACCCAAUGGAGGUGGAUGGGAAUGGAGUAAUGCUGAUGUGAUGAAUUACUUCAACUGGGAGAGGAAUCCUUCCAUUGCCUCAGACCCCGGUUACUGUGGAACUGUGUCAUAUGCCUCAGGAUUUCUGAAGUGGAGAGAUUACUAUUGUAACAAGGAGUUACCCUAUGUCUGCAAGUUCAAAGGCUAGAGCAAGG
This is a messenger RNA of Nannospalax galili (Upper Galilee mountains blind mole rat), 535 nucleotides long. Its product is annotated as regenerating islet-derived protein 3-beta-like. The transcript has 5 exons. Lineage: Eukaryota; Metazoa; Chordata; Mammalia; Rodentia; Spalacidae. Gene Ontology annotation, molecular function: oligosaccharide binding; peptidoglycan binding; signaling receptor activity. Gene Ontology annotation, biological process: antimicrobial humoral immune response mediated by antimicrobial peptide; response to peptide hormone; positive regulation of cell population proliferation. The coding region runs from base 1 to 528 and encodes 175 amino acids. The record is from RefSeq and is a predicted model, not a curated record.